AUGAAUGAUGAUGGGGAUUGGGUGGAGGGGGAGGCUAUGGGGACUGUUAUAGUUGAUUGUUACAGACGUAUCUUCGCUACGGGUCAGUCUGAAAAUGAUGCAGAAUUUUAUGCAAGUAUUUUGCCCCGGGUGUCACAAGCACAGAAUGAUGACCUGAUACGGCCGUUUGACAAAACAGGGAUCAAGGCUGCGUGGACAGCUAUGUUUCCUGAUAAGGCACCAGGCCCGGAUGGAAUGAACCCGGGCUUUUAUCAGAAUUAUUGGGAUGUGGUGGGUGAGGAUGUGUCAGACUUUAUUGUGAAUUGUCUGAAUACUCGUACUUUUCCAGCUAAUUUGAAUGAUACUGAUAUAGUUUUGAUUCCCAAGAAAAAGAUUUCGGAGUUGGUCUCGCAUCUCCGGCCUAUAGCGCUGAGUAAUGUGAUCUAUAGAAUCAUGGCAAAGAUGAUCUCGGCCAGAAUGAAACCCCUUAUGAAUGAAAUUAUUUCUGAUACGCAAAGCGCAUUUACACCUGGCAGGCUGAUAACUGAUAAUAUUCUGGUUGCUGCGGAAAAGUUCUAUCACUACUACUACAACAGGCACAGUCUCAAGGAAAAAUUCAUGGCUGUAGAGUUGCGAGAGGCAAAAAUUAAGAAAGCUGAGGUGAUUAAACAGUGCUUAACACGGUAUGAAGGAUUAUCUGGCCAAGUAGUCAAUUAUCAUAAAUCAAGCAUCUGUUAUAGUAAGAAUACGAGAGAUGAUGACAGGAAUGAUGUGGCACAUAUCUUAGGUGUGAACCAAGCUCCCAACUAUGGGAAGUAUUUGGGGUUGCCCGCUUUUAUAAGGAGAAAUAAAAAGGCAGCUUUCUCGUAUAUUGAGGACAAGAUCAGGCAAAGGGUUGUAUCCUGGAAUAAGAAACUAUUAUCACAGGCUGGUAAGGAAGUUUUAUUAAAAAGUGUGGCUCAAGCUAUGCCUACUUUUUCGAUGAGCGUUUUCUUAUUACCGAUGGGGAUAUGUACAGCCAUUGAGCGAACCAUGAAUCGUUACUGGUGGGGAUCUGGGAAUGACUGUGGCAUCCAUUGGAAAGCCUGGGAUAAGAUGUGUAUACCAAAGAAGCAUGGGGGUUUGGGAUUCAAGGAGCUACAUGCUUUCAAUUACCUGGCAAUGUUGGGUAAACAAGCAUGGCGGUUACUCACUAAGCCUGAGUCUCUGGUUUCAAAAGUUUAUAAAGCCAGAUAUUAUCCUAAAGGGACUUUUUAUGAUGCAUGUGUGGGGAACAACCCAAGUUUCUGUUGGCUUAUGGCAGCCCAUGAUAUGGUAUGUAGGGGGAUCAGGAGGAGAAUUGGAAACGGGAAUACAACUUUAAUAUGGGACCAUCCAUGGUUGCAGGACCAACAUGAGCCAAAGAUUCACACAGAAAAGCCUGUGCACUUGAAUGGUGCGACUGUUAAGGGAUUAAUGGACCCGGAGACACAGACUUGGGAUCCGGAUAUAUUGACAUAUAUUUUUGACCCCAUUGAUAUACCCCGGAUCUUGAAAAUACCAAUAUCAUCGGACUAUGAUGAUAUGUGGUAUUGGUAUGGGGACCAGGGAGGAAACUAUACAGUAAAGAAUGGGUACAGAGCUAUUAUUGGAGAUUAUAGGCAUACUACGAGCGGUUUUGAUAAUUGGCUAGGCUUAUGGAAACUCAAAAUACCUCCCAAAUGGAAAACUUUCUUAUGGAGAGCAUUGAAUGAUAUUCUCUCCACUACGACACUAACCAAGUUAUCCACGCAGCUGCAAUUCUAUAUUACAUUUGGAGAGCCAGAAAUGGAGCGGUGUGGGAUGCAUGCCUACCACGUCCGCGAAGAGUGA
Molecule: messenger RNA, 1830 nt
Organism: Ipomoea nil (Japanese morning glory)
Lineage: Eukaryota; Viridiplantae; Streptophyta; Magnoliopsida; Solanales; Convolvulaceae
Exons: 4
Coding region: 1-1830 (609 amino acids)
Source: RefSeq, a predicted model, not a curated record